Messenger RNA from Cladocopium goreaui, 2157 nucleotides. The record is from the annotation of a GenBank genome assembly. NCBI's taxonomy places the organism in Eukaryota, Dinophyceae, Suessiales, Symbiodiniaceae.
AUGUGCAUGAUGAUUGGCACUUGUGUCAACAUUGCCGGUUUCCAGACCAUUGAAGAUGAGAACCUCUUCAUUUUCAUUUUUUUCACGAUUUUUUGUGUCGCUGCGUCUGCCUUUAACGUGUACCUCACAUGGUACUACACCCAGGAUCUAUGGCAACACCACACCAGCAGCUGGUUCGAGAGUGUCGAAGGCAGCUUGCUGAAGACUGGGGGACCCGUGACGACCUUGCGCGACCUCCGGAAGGAGAUCGACCUUGGCUUCCGCGUCUUUCAAGUCUUGGUGCCGGGGGUGCUCUUUACUCCGUGCCUCCUCAGUCCGUUGAACAACUUUCUGAUUCCCUACUUACGGGAGUCUGCCUUACUGGUAUUGUUUGGACAAGGCAAAAGUGGUCGUGAAGCUGAGCGCUUCCUGGAGCCUCUUCCCAUUGGUUUGGCCUGGGAUUACCAGGGCCAUGUGACAUUGCCCUGCUGUUGCUGCCUCACGCUUUUCAUCAUGUCGCCCUCCAUGUGGUGGGCACAGGCAUAUCUCUGCAUUUGGGCCUUCUUCUUUUACCUCUUUCAGCGCUUCAUGCAUUUGCGGGUCUGCAAGAAGAUGUAUUGCACCUCCAACAAGUUGGAUUCCAUGGUGCUGUACUUCGGUUGGGGCUUGCUGUUGGCGGAGUUGGCGGCUUGCCAUGCCUACUGGCGCGUGCGGUUGCAAGAGUGGGAAUGGAUUUCCAUCUUGCAGUCCGUGAUCAUGUCUUAUGCGAUCUACUGGACAUUGCUUUGGGCAUUGGGUGUUCCAUGGCCACUCCGUCUCCGUGGUGAGCUGGACGUCUUGGAACGAAGCCGAGAACGUUCCGACGAUGACCGUUGCCAGUCCUGCGAAGACUUUUGCUACAACUGGCUGAACGUGAACCCCGUCUAUGUGCUGAAGAGUCAGUACUGUGACUCUGCCAUGGAACCGGUGAUCUUCUACGAGCCCGGUAAAGAGUAUUUACAACUAGCACCGACAGAUGAGACUUGCGUCCAAAACACCAGCAAUCAGCGAUGGAAGAUGGCUACUUCAGGUCUAUGGUUGGAGUUGGAAGGUUUGGGAUGCAUCGGCAUCACUCCGUUCUUGGAUUCUGAGGUUUGUGGCUCUGACAUGGUCAUGAGCCCUGCGGAUCGACUGCAAGAGGAAGGAUUGCUGGCGCGACAGCAUGGAUUGGAUGGUCAGUCUGACGGUCUUUCCGGAAUGGAUGGAUCAGGAUCUUUGCCUUUCGCUGGAACUGGAGGUGAGCAGUCUGAGCAGGUGACAGUGGAGGUGGAUGACAAAGCGGUCGAGCAGAAGCAGGCUGACGAACCUGUGAUUGGAGCAGAAGCCGAGGACACACAGCUGCUCCCAGAACAGCCCGCAGAUGUCGAGCCGGAUGUCGGUGUUGAGGAGAAGCCAUUGCCGGGGCCAAGCCAAGCUGAAGAGCCCGAGAAGAAUGCGGACGCCAAGGAUGAAGACAAAGCAGACAAGGCGGUUGAACAUGAAAAAGCUGGUGAUUUGCCAAAGAAGGCCUUAUUACCAGUUCCAAGCCCAGAGGUCAGCUUGGAGAAGGAAGUGUCUUCCCGAUCCAUGUACAGUUUGUUGGCUCAGAGCUCCAACGCGACGCCGCACAAGCCUGAAGAGGAAGUUCGGUGGUCUGCCAUAGCGACGGAGGAAAGUUCCGAACUGCCAGGCUGUUCCCCGAAGGCCAAAGAUUCGCCACCGGCCGACACCGCAACCGACACCGCAACCGGGACCCCUGACGCGCCUGACGCGCCGGACGCUCCUGACGCGCCGGACGCUCCUGAUGCGCCGGACGCUCCUGAUGCGCCGGAUGCGGAUCCCAUGCCACAGCCCGAAGCGUCCGACGAGGCGAAAAAAAAAGAGCCGAUUGCGCUGCAACUUGCACAGACAGCCCAAGAGGAGCAGGAAGCGAUGCAAGAUAUCCUUGACUGGGAGGCCAGUGUCAAGGACUCCGUUGAUGCCAGCGUGGCUCUCGCAGUGUUGUGCCAUGUUGUGCCUUUGUGCGACCGCUCUUGGCUGAAGUGCCAUCGGGACGUCUCCGGGGCGGAAAGCCACCAUGACAAGCAACGCGACAUGGUUCAUGGAUGCCGCCGCGCAGGGCGGCGGCACUCCAGCAGGCACUGGCAAGGCUCCGACUGA